AUGUCAACUGAACCAGUAAUUCCACAUUCUCAAGAUCUUGAAUCGCUUGUCUAUCUAGAGACAAUGUUUCAGGAAUGUGGUUACGACGAUGGGUUUAGAGAUGGUGAGCGUUCUGGCGAGCUAGAAGGAAGAAUCUUUGGUUGCGAAAAGGCGUUUGAGCUUGGCAGAGAGAUUGGAUUCUACGAAGGAGCAAUAAAGACGUGGAAGCACCUGGCCGAGUCUCAUCCAGACCUUAUUUCAUCAAAGGCUUUACGACACAUGGAGAGAUUACAGGAGCAGAUUGACACUUUUCCAAAUGAUAAUGAUCCCGACACUGAUUUGCUUGCAGUGCGUGAUAAAAUGAAGAAUAAGAUGCGCGUAAUCACAUCGCUACUAGGUGUUCAGCAGAAAUUCUUACAGGCACCCGUUCCACAGAUGAACUACUAG
Phycomyces blakesleeanus NRRL 1555(-) is the source of this 426-nucleotide messenger RNA. RefSeq lists its product as hypothetical. The coding region runs from base 1 to 426 and encodes 141 amino acids. Lineage: Eukaryota; Fungi; Mucoromycota; Mucoromycetes; Mucorales; Phycomycetaceae. The record is from RefSeq and is a predicted model, not a curated record. The transcript is spliced from 3 exons.